AUGAAGAACGUCCAGCUCGGCCUACUUGCCCUACUUGCCCAGGCUUCCGUCCUCGAGGCCAAGGGCUAUAAGAAAAACAUCCCCACAUAUGAAGUUGGCCCGGGUGCCGUCAUUGAUGGAAAAAGCAUUACCUAUAACGACCCUGACUGUGAUGAGGGCCUGGAUUGCAAAGUUACCAGGACUUGCAACACUGCCGGCACGGCUCCCGUCCUGAGUGCCGACAAGAAGUACUUUGCCUGCUGUGCAGCAGGUCAGCGGCUCCUUGGCAGUCCCCAGACAGCAUUCGACUGCUGCGCUGAUGGACAUGACUUGGUGGGUAGUCCUGAGACUGGAUAUCACUGCUGCCCUACUGGGUACGAGUUUGAUGGCCAGCAGUGCAAGGAAGUCUGCAAGAACGGCAAGAAGCUCGUCGAUGGGAAGUGUGUCUGCCCUGACGGGACAGUCGAGGGACCUGAUGGAAAUUGCAAGGAGAAGCCCAAGCCUGGCAAAUGCGACUCUGGCCUAGAGACUGGUAAAUGCUACAUGCUCAAGGCCGAAAACGGCAACAGACUCGGUCUGCGCAACGAUAAUGUCUACUACUCUGCCCCAGACAGCAUGAUUCAGCGAUAUGGCAAGUUCCAGCUCUGUGCUGAUGAGAAAUGCGCCCCCGGCCAAGCAGUCGACCCGUCGAGCCAAGUAUACAUCCGUGAUACGUACGGAGAUUUGGCCACGGGUGCCAACAAAGGACAAUGGCUUAACAACGCCGCCAAUGGUAACCACAUUGGUCGAACACCAACCUUUGCCAACGCUGGCAAGUUUUCCAUCAGCAAGUGGCCCUGCGGCAAGUACUGUCUGGGUGGUUUCACUCAGGGCAUUGGACCGGCUUGUCCUGCUGAAAUCCCCGCCAUGACCUUUUACUCGCAGGAUCCUCAGAUGUGUGUUGCCUUUGAGUUUACAGAGGUGCCCUGCGAUCUUAAGGCGGAUGCGAAUAACUGCAUCUGGAAGAAUGGGGACCAGUGCUGCAACAGGGUUGAUUGCACGAAGAAAGGUGAAUAA
Messenger RNA from Pochonia chlamydosporia 170, 1035 nucleotides. Its product is annotated as cysteine-rich secreted protein. The record is from RefSeq and is a predicted model, not a curated record. Lineage: Eukaryota; Fungi; Ascomycota; Sordariomycetes; Hypocreales; Clavicipitaceae. The transcript has 2 exons. The coding region runs from base 1 to 1035 and encodes 344 amino acids.